CCUGAGCUUAAAGGGGCCGUGGAGAAUGUGGUACAGGUAAGAUUGCUCUCACUAAACACGGCAGAAAGACACUGCCAGACAAACACGUGUACUACAUCCUACAGGAACUCCACACCUGGGAGUCACAAGAUGAGCUUAAAGAGGCCGUUGAGAACGUGGUACAGAUCCUAAUCUCAGACGAACCUGAGGAUGUGGACAACCUGAAGGACAUGCAAAUUCCAGAGGGGGUGCAGAAACAACUGGAUCAGCUACAGGGGGAGGGACAGCAAUAGAUGGAACAACACUUCUGCCCCUGGAAAGGAAGAAAGAAAUCAAGACAAACUAUGUUUGUGACUUUUCAGCCAAACAGACAGACUGAUCACUUGCUUGAAUCAAGCUAUAAAAUUAUCUUUAACAGACUAUUCUGAAUACUGAAAUUUGUUUGUUUUUAACAGUCAAAGGUGCUUCAAUGUACAUAAACAAUUAUCUUUAUCAAUACAAUGUAUCUGUGUCCAACGAAGGACAAUGGUAUGUUUUAUGGAAAUACUGUACUAACACAAGGGCUAAAUAAUUACAUUAUUGUCCUUUCUGGAUGUCUUUAUUGGCUUUUCUGGAUGUUUUUAUAACGAUGAUCAUCAUUAAUUUUACAUUUUUAUAUAAUGAUAAUGAUUUGUAUUACUAUGCCAGCAUGAUUCUUGAUGCAAAAUGUCGGUUCAAAUAUGUCCUUGGCUCAUGUACCAACAUGCUGAUGAAUCUGUACCACUACAAAGAACAGGGCUGAAGAGUCACACCAUGAGCAUGUGAUUUGGAUUAAGACUUAAGGCCGCUGCAUAAUAGAAAAUUCCCAGAAGAUUGUCUAGCCCCAUUAUCUACUUCAAAGAAUGUUAGAUAUGGUCAAUCAUUCUAUCAAUUGACCAUGUCAAAUUUGUCAUUUUCCUUAUUAUGUUUUUCUUUUCUUUAACCCAGCUACAUUCUUGGCUAUUUCUUUGUAUUCAUGGAGGUAGGGGCGAAUCAGGUAGAAUUUUGAAGGGGCACAGAAAAUGAAAUUGCAAACUGAAUUCGACUGAUGUCAUUCAGAAAAUGCUUUAGUUUGUUAGUAUUGUACCCAGCUACUUUCGUGAUCAUUUUCUGGACAUGUGUCCUUGGAGACAGGGGCGAGCCAAAAAUGAUUGUUGUAGGGGAGAAGAAGAAAAGAAAAUGAAAGAAAUUGCACAUUAAACUCGACUGAAACAUUAAAUAGUUUGUACAGGGCCGACAAUGGAAAUUAUUACAGCACAAGGACAGAAAAAGAUAUAUGCAAAGUAUCAACCUGAAAUUUUAACCUGUCACCCCUCCCUGCCGCCGUUCUUGGUACAUCCCUGAGAUAUUCUAGACGAACAUACGAUACGGAAUGUACAAGAAGACAAAGACCCUGUGACGUAAUAAAAACAGACCAGUCUACCGACCAGUAAUGACGGAUGGCAUGACAACAGUUAGCUGUACUUGCUGAUAAUACAACUUUGUAACCACUUUUACCCGUAGAAGCCUUACAUUUGCCACCAAACAGGGCUUACCAUUUGACAUGAGAACAUUUGGUGACAUUCUUUGAAGCUGUGAUCACAAUAGGCUUGACAACCUUGGCGCAGAGCAGUGCGAGUUGCAACACCUCUAGAAGCUGGCUCAGCCUAUCGUCAGAGAGUGAAAAUGCCUGGGACCAUAUGGACAACCAUCGCCGUGUUCGCUAUGCUGGCAGUGGCCGUGAUAGGCUCGAGGUCCAGUGAGAGUAAGAACCCGUUCCUUACGGAGCAGGAGGCGCACAGCUUCGUGGGUAACCAGCGGUCCAAGCGGAGUCUGUGGGGCCUGCUGUUCUGUAACCUGGAGGAGGAGUGUGCUCACGAGGGCUGCAGCUUCGAGGAGAUCACCGAAUGCGAGUGGUCAUCCUCAGAGGCGCAAGAGUAUCUGAUGACGCUGGCCUGCCAGCUUUGGCCCUGCAGUACCGGGUACAGGUGCCAGGGGGUGCGCCACGGGACCACGCAAAGUGGACCUCACUGGCGGCAAUGCAAUGCGGUGUGUUUCGGCUCGACGUCGUGCCCCCACGGAGGCUACUGUGGCAGGCCUGACUACUGCAGCGGCUGUGAGCGAGGCUACGAGAGCCCCAGAUGCACAGAUGUUGACGAGUGUGCGGACAGGCGCACCUGUGACGAUCACGCCACCUGUACAAACACAGACGGCAGCUACACCUGUAGGUGCGCACCUGGAUACCUGGGGGACGGGCACACCUGCACAGAAAUCACAACUACUAUGAAGUCCACAACAUCAACCACGACUAAACAGACGACCUAUAGCCAAACAUCUGAAGAGACGACCACAACAACCGCCAAACCGACCACCUUGGCUUCAACAACACAAGGGAAGGCGCCAUCUACCGAAAAGGCUGCGGUAGUGCAGGACGCAGAAUCAGUCAGCACGUCACCACCGGAAGUGACGUAUAAGACGACGGAGGACCCGAAAGUGUUGGCAGAUGCUGCCGAGUUGUCUGACAUGUGUGGAGAGGAUGGACAGCAGCCCUGUGGGAAACCAACUAUGCCGUUCGUGGAGAAGACGAUGUUGAUCAUCGGCAUUGUGGCGUUCGUCUUUGCGUGUGGCAUCGUGUUUAUAGUCUACCACCAAAAGAUCAAGAAUGGAAUGUUCCUCCCCCCUUGGUUGGUCGGAAGGGGGCAGGACCCACCACCCCCUUACAGUGAGGGGAGCGUCAACGUGGUCACAGUCGCAACUAAAGUAUGUCUGCCUCCGGAUAUCACAAUCAGCACCACGGACAAGGACGGUAUGAAGCCUGGGUACGAGUUCCCCGGCGAACCCCAGCCAGGGAACGAGGUUUCCGGCGAAUUCCUCCCCGAGAAGAUCCCGGACGAUCCGAUACUGGCACCACAGGAAGGCGAUGUGACAGACAUUGAGUUUAUCUUAAAGUCGAACGCGUUGGAAGAAAAAGCUCCCAUGAACUAGAAUGGUGAAUGGUUACGAGAUGGUAUCUGAAGCUAAUCUCGAACCAGAUCCACGGUGCGUAAUGUAUAGUACCAAACUUACCGUAGGUGCCCAUUUCACUCCCUUAGCCGGCUAUACUCCCUGGCCAGCUUUGAUACUAUCUUAUGGCACCGCAUGGAGAUUAUUCUGAAGCCAGUUGAGGCCAUAAGGGCAUGGGAAGCUGCUAUAUAACGUUACAGCGUCGGGGAAUAGUGGUAUUUUCUUUCAGCUCACAUUUAACAAAACUAAAUAGCUGAUGAUCAAAUCAUGUGUAAUAUAUCCCUGUUUCAAAAGUAAGUUAUUAGUUGAAAUGGUCAAAGUCUAAGGGGAACAAAUAUUAAUGUACUAGUAUUACAUUGUUAACCAUAACGCACACAUGUAUAUACAUUGUAUAGCCUUCAACUAGAAGGCACCAAAAACAAAUAGCAUACAAGCGGGUUGAAAGACAACUGCUCUGUUGUACGUAUGUGUUUUGUUGUAUAUAUUGUAAACGCUCUUCUCUUAGUACAUAAAUUUAAUAUGUCCUAGACCGCUGGCCGGAGGCGACUAUGGUAGCGUGAACGUUAUUACAGAGGAAACUGUGCAGUUAUAACCGGUGAAGCUGUGCCUAUGACUUGCCAUACUAAUGUGCUUUGUACAUCAGCUUGAAAUUCUAUUUAGUGUGCGCUGACGAAGUAAGUUUGUCUCUAAGAUAACAUUAAAAAUGCUCUUUUCUCCCAUGUUUUGUUCACAGUCUUUGGUUGGACGAUACAUGUAAUUAUUAACUACAGCUAGGAUAACUACCACAAUGUAGCUUUCCAUUAUUAACUACAGCUAGGAUAACUACCACAAAAUAGCUUUCCAUUAUCUAGUACAUUCCCUUAAGAAUUAACAUACUUAACCUGGCUUAACCAAUUAUUUUUCAUCUAUCAAAAUAAAGUACUUAACGUGGUAA
Branchiostoma floridae (Florida lancelet) is the source of this 3913-nucleotide messenger RNA. RefSeq names its product protein HGH1 homolog. The record is from RefSeq and is a predicted model, not a curated record. Bases 1663 to 2961 code for a protein of 432 amino acids. Gene Ontology annotation, molecular function: calcium ion binding. NCBI's taxonomy places the organism in Eukaryota, Metazoa, Chordata, Leptocardii, Amphioxiformes, Branchiostomatidae. The transcript has 11 exons.